AUGAAUGAAGUGGAUAUAACAGAUCAUUUGCCCCCGGGCUUCUUCGAAAUUAUCAGAUCAACGAAAUGGGACGAAAGGCGAGAUGUGCUCAUAGCACUCAUUGAUAAUUUAUCGCAGCAUUCGCGCAUUAAUCCUAAAAUAAAAUACAAUGAAAUUCUUGCUGAGUUGAAACUGAUCAUAUUAAAGGAUUCAAAUAUUACCGUCGUAACACUGGCAUUGCGAGCAUUAACAGCAUUCGUUAAGGGAUUACGCAAAAGUUUUAUGAAAUACAUUCCUAUGGCACAAAAGAAAGCCUCAGUAAAGGAAGCUGUUGUGGAAUGCUUAUCACUUGUGGCUGAAUAUUGUGAUGCCACGAUUCUUACUGAUCCCAUAUGUGAAGCUUUAGAAAAAACCACAAAUCCCAAUAUGAAAGCAGGUAUAGACCAAUGGAUUUAUUGUAUCUUAUGCCGGUAUCCACGAAAUGCUGCACCCAACGCAUUUAUCAAAAGUGUUGCGCCAUACGUUGUUAAACAUAGUAAAGAUAGUGAUCCGGAUGUUCGUGAGGGAAGUUGCAUGGUUUUUGGUGCUAUUUUACGAUUAGUUGAAGAAAAAAUAACGGCUUCUAUUGCUGAUGGAAUAUUCUCUGACAAAACUAAAUUAAAAAAGAUUAUGGAAUAUUUGGGAAAAGCUGAGAAAGAUUUUGAAGCAUAUGAGCAGGCACGAAUCGAAACCAAUAUGGCUUUAGAAUCUUGUACUCCAAGUGAAACUCCAAAAGAAAUGGAACAUUAUGAGGGUGGUUUAGUUCAGUCCGAUGCAGCGAUCAGUUCCUGGGAAUUGCUGACUGAAACGAAAAUCAGUGAUAAAAUCCCGUGUGAUAUACAGGCAAAGUUGACCUCAAAGCGAUGGGCAGAUAGAAAAGAAACACUGGAGAUAUUAUGCAGAAUUUUGGAGAACAAUCCGCGACUUUGCCCUGAUGAAGAUCAUUCGGAGUUGAUUGGAAUUUUGCAUAAGAUACUCGAGAAAGAUGCGAAUAUCAAUGUAGUUGCAGUUGCCGCGAAAUGUAUAACAGGUUUUGCAAAUGGCUUGCGUUAUAAGUUUGCCACAUUCAUACCAAAAAUUUAUGUUUCUGUUUUCGAGAAAUUCAAGGAGAAGAAAUCAAUUCUUCGCGAGCCGUUAAUUGAGCUUUGUGACGUUCUUGCUUUACUUACUCCUCUUUCUGCGUAUAUCGAGACUGUAGAGACUGCGUUGCGAAAGCCAAAUCCACAGAUAAAGACACAAACUGCUCUCUUCCUCUCAAGAUUACUACGUCAACACGAUAUGCAUACUUUAUCGCUUGACUGUAUAAGAGAGAGGCUUGGACCUGUACUCACGAAGUUGUCCUUUGAUGCGGAUCCAGAGAGUCGUGAAGCAUCACUUAUAGCAGUUGGAGCCGUCAUGAAGAUUGCUGGCGAGAAUCUUGUCAAUGAAUGUUGCAGAAGCAUCAUGGAAGAUGUUAAUAAAUCAGCAAAGGUCCGUAAGUAUUGUGAAAGUUUAAUACAAGAAUUUGGACCAAAUGCUUCUGCUCCAAUCUUGAAGUUAUAUCAAGAAACGAAAUCAACAGUAACUACUGCAAAAGUCGGAAAUAACAAAGCAUGUAGAGCCGGUGCGAGGACGAAGAUCAUAAAAGGCAAUAAUAAGAUCAUCAAAAAAGUGUCUCAUGAUGCAACGAUUUCAAAGUCAAAGUUCAACAGUACGACAAAGCCUGCAGUUGGAAAUAACAUAUUUUUUGUUCGGUUUGCAUCACUGCUUGACGUUCGUAAUAUUGCAGAUAUUCAGACACCAGGGACUGAUAUGGCAAAAAACCAUGAAAAUAAAGACGUGUUUUUUGAUGCUGCAGAAGAAAUGGAGAUUGUGUCAUACAGUUCUAUUGAUCUCGGGAAAUCGUUGAAGAGAAAUGGAUCAUAUAUUUUAGAAGAAAGAGAACCAGGAGCUGGAACUACAGAAGAAUUAGUUCCAUUACAAUCUAUUAGUCGUGAAACGAAACAGUCCGAUCCGGCUAACUUUACAUUUCCAUCGGUUCGCAACUAUGGAUCUCGCUUACCUAUUCCGACACCACGAGGCACAUGCGGAAGUCGUAUUCCUUUACCUGUCUAUAGACGCACAUAA
Messenger RNA from Acanthocheilonema viteae, 2124 nucleotides. The record is from the annotation of a GenBank genome assembly. NCBI's taxonomy places the organism in Eukaryota, Metazoa, Nematoda, Chromadorea, Rhabditida, Onchocercidae.